AUGAUUACUUCAUCAACACCUCCCGUGUCAGGAACAUCUCCAGCUAUUCGUUUUUCGUCUUUGCUUAAUCGAUCUGUCGAUUUAACUCUUUGUUCAUUGAAAAAAAGCGGUGAAGAUUCGUUACGUUCCGAUCCAGCGUUUCAGUUGGGUGAAUUUCUCUUAGGUUUUUCCGUGAAGAUUUUGCGAAGAUUUUUCGUUGAAGUAUGA
This is a messenger RNA of Lactuca virosa, 207 nucleotides long. The record is from the annotation of a GenBank genome assembly. NCBI's taxonomy places the organism in Eukaryota, Viridiplantae, Streptophyta, Magnoliopsida, Asterales, Asteraceae.